Messenger RNA from Aplysia californica (California sea hare), 1710 nucleotides. RefSeq names its product cytochrome P450 4F3-like. Gene Ontology annotation, molecular function: heme binding; monooxygenase activity; oxidoreductase activity, acting on paired donors, with incorporation or reduction of molecular oxygen. The record is from RefSeq and is a predicted model, not a curated record. The coding region runs from base 1 to 1710 and encodes 569 amino acids. NCBI's taxonomy places the organism in Eukaryota, Metazoa, Mollusca, Gastropoda, Aplysiida, Aplysiidae. The transcript is spliced from 11 exons.
AUGUUGACCCUCUAUGUCCUUGUCGCUGUCACCUGUGUGCUGGUGGUCAAGUACCUACGUCACUUCCUGGAGCACAGACGGACAUACAGCCAGCUGCCGGGGGACAAUGACCUUCACUGGCUGCUCGGGAACUUGCACAAGUUCCCGGGUCUGCGGGAAGAAGGACGAGAGUUUGACUACGAGAACGCCAGAACCUACAAGUACUUCCACCGGGUCUGGUUCCCGGGUCUGCGGGAAGAAGGACGAGAGUUUGACUACGAGAACGCCAGAACCUACAAGUACUUCCACCGGGUCUGGGAAUCAUUGCGACUUUCCUUCCUUGCAGCGUCCAAACCCCGGAGGUUGGGCCUCCUGGCCUCCAGCUAUGACAUGGGCGUGCGCUGGUUGGGCGAGGGCUUGAUUCUCACCAACGGGGCUCGCUGGAGCCGCAACCGUCGUCUGCUCACUCCGGCCUUCCAUUUUGACAUCUUGAAGAACUACGUGAAGACAUACCAUGACUUCGCCAUUUUGCUUCAGGAGAACAUGCUCAAGGCAGCCAAAGAAGGGAAAAGCUUCGACCUCCAACCUCUCGUGAACAAGUACACCCUCGAUGUCAUUCUUCGCUGUGCGUUUUCCUACAAUUCAAACUGCCAGGUCGAGGACAGCGAGUACACCACAGCGAUCUCCGAGCUCCAGAACCGAUGGGCACAUAGGACUCUCAAGCCCCUCCUGUACCUGGAGUCCAUCUACCUACUGACGUCAGAGGGCCGGCGGUUCUACCAGCUGUGUGACGUAGCACAUCGUCAGGCCGAGCGCGUCAUCGCCAGCAGACAGCGAGAGAUGGGUGGCGAGGUGUUAUUUAAUGCCAGGAAACUGUGCGGGUCAAAGAAAGAUGGAUAUCCACCAUCAUGCCCAUCCUUUCACCUCUUUCUCACCACCCGCCCACCACCCAUCAAACUACUAUCCAUCAUACCACUAUCCUACCACCAUCCUCCCAUCUCCCUCUCACCACCCUCUCACCACCCUCGCCUCUCACCAUUCUACCAUCAUCCUCUCACCACCCUCUCACCAUUCUUUCAGGCUGCUAACCCGGCAGCGACCAGCACCAGAAAAGCGCGGGAUUUCCUGGACACUCUGCUCACAGCGCGGGACGAGGAAGGCAAGGGACUGACCCCGCUGGAGAUCAGGGAUGAGGUGGACACCUUCAUGUUUGCUGGCCACGACACAACGGCCAGUGGCAUCAUGUGGACCCUGAUCUCCCUCUCUCAACACCCUGACUACCAGGACCAGGUCUACAGGGAAGUCAAAGCUGUCUUGGGGGACAGGAAGGAGCUGCACUGGGAGGACCUGGGCAAGCUACAGUUCACCGGCCAGUGCAUCAAGGAAGCUCUGAGACUCCACAGCGCCGUGCCCAUCAUAGAGAGAGUGAGCACGGAGGAUGUGUGGCUCAACCAUCACAGGAUUCCCGCAGGUAUCAGGGGUGAGGGGCGUUUCCAACUCCGCGCUGACCCAGACCGCCCCGCCACUCAUGAGAUCAGCGUGACCAUGAAGGCUGCAGAAGGAGCCUACAUCUGCGCCACACCGCGCCUACAACAGGACACACUGAGCCUACCACAGGACACACUGCGGCUACCAAAGGAUGUCAGCACCACACCGCAGCUACCAAAGGAUGUCUGCACCACACCACGGCUACGACUACGACAGAGGGAAACCAGUCUAACGUCUGCAUGA